This is a messenger RNA of Rhopalosiphum maidis (corn leaf aphid), 1428 nucleotides long. RefSeq lists its product as uncharacterized. The transcript has 2 exons. The record is from RefSeq and is a predicted model, not a curated record. Bases 140 to 1081 code for a protein of 313 amino acids. Lineage: Eukaryota; Metazoa; Arthropoda; Insecta; Hemiptera; Aphididae.
AUAAUUUUUUCGGCCAUUUAUAACUCAUGUGAUUUUUAUAUAUACUAUAGGUGCUUGGUUAGGUUAGGUAGGUACUUACAAUAUUUCAAAUUACUGUAUUACAUCGGGCUAUAUUGAACGUUUGGAAAAUAAAUAAAACAUGAUGUGCCAAAUUCAUACACGUCAUCGGGCAGAAUAUGAACGACGACUGGAACGCAUACAACCUGCUUUGGAUCGUGUCAAGUCGUUGCUGCGUAGUAGUUGCAAGUCGAAAAGUCUGAUAAAUUCUCAGUUUUACGUGUCGGGAGAAUGCGCGGCGUGGCUGGUCGGUCGCACGGAAAGAUUCAAUGUAAUUGAUAUUUUCGCCGUGGCGUAUCUUCCCGCAGAUUUUCAAUUCCCCCACAACAAUGCAGUCUACAUGGAGUCUAACUACUAUACGGCCGAUUGUACCACGGUGAUCAAUUUCCUUACCGAUGGUACCGAUUACCAACCUCCAAUACAGGUAAUAUUUUCAUGGUUCGAUUUUUCCGUAGUAUCAGUUUUUAUAAAUCUAUUCGACACCGGCAUAAUUUUCACUUACGAUUGCCUGUGCGAUUACUGGAAGUGCAUUGUAACGAAUAACGGUUGCUUGCAACAUGGCGAAGUUCAAUAUCCGCUUUUGUUCAAUUCGUCUUCACAGGAUGAUGACACUCUAAGGACUUUUCGAAGACUACAGCCUAUAUAUCAGAAAUUUCGGAAACGUGUUUAUGAUGUUUCACCCCGCAAUCGUGACGAUUAUUUACUUAAAAUGUCAAUUGAAAUCGACCGCGUCAACAAGUAUUCGAUGCGGCUGUUUCCGAUCAAGAGUAUGAAUAAAUAUAAGCCUCAAGACGUGGCUAUGUCUUUUUGUGAUUACAUUUACUGUACGUUCUGCAAGCGUCGUGAAUUGUUGGCCAUUAAGUAUGUACAUUUAUGGAGACAUAAGACAUAUGCACCGCCAUAUGGCUACGGUUACAAGGCAGCUCAAACUCGUUUUCUAUCAUGGCAGUACAGCAACUAUAAUGGCAAGAACGACAAUGAUAUCUACACCCUCAAACAUUGUAAAUGUAUACCAUCAUUUUGAGUAUUUCUAGUGAUAUUGGAGAAGUAUAGACUACCAGUGUUCAAGUACAUAGACGGAUAAAGGUAAACCAUAUUAUAUUCCUAAUUUCAGUAAGGCUGAUUGUAUGGUAAUUGAAAAUAGUAUAUUUAAUCAUUAAUAUUUACUAAUAUUGGAUAUAAAACUUUAUAUUGCAUCACAACCACUAUUGAGUGAUAUCAACAAACGGAAACAAAACACAGGAACUGUAAUAAUGUAUUUUAUGUUAUUUUGUUUUAGAAUACAUGUACUUAGGUAAUAGAUAAUUUAAUGACAAACUAAUAAUUGGUUAAAAUACUUUUGAAAACAAGGUAAAGAAUUAUUUUUGAUAU